CCCAAGCAGGUGCAAUUGCCGCAAGACUUGAGUUGAAAGGUGAAUCAGGAGAAGGAGAAAUCGUAUUAAACGAGAGAACGGGUGAUAGAAAUCAGUCGAAUGAGCAUCUCCGAAACGGCAACAACUGCAGCGCACUAUUUGUCACCAACUGGAUUGUUCAUUGUAUAACCAGUUCGCAAUUAUGGUUAACUAUAGCAUCGUGCUACUGUUGGGCGUUGUAUCGUUGAUGGCUGGGUCGACCAAUGGUGUACCGAUGUUUCCUUGGUAUGGCGGAUAUCAAACCAAAACGCCGCCGCCUUACUACGCAACAACCAGUUACUACACCGAGGCCCCUAAGUACUGCACCACUAAGGCACGGGAGUUUUAUACCACAACUUGCGCUGCCCCGAGCUACUACACCGACUCCCCAAAGUAUUACUCUGCCCUGAGUUACUACACCACCAAGGCACCGGAGUACUACAUGACUACGUAUGCUGCCCCAUCCUACUACGCUAGUGCUCCUAAGUACCAGCUACUACAUCGAGGCUCCAGCUUAUUACUUCACCAAAACGGUCGAAUACUACACCGAAGCGCAAAAGUACUACUCUGCCCCGAUCUACACAACCGAAAUUGAGGCGGCCAAGUAUUACGAACCCCGACUUACUACACAGAAGCUGCUCCUUCCUACUACGUUGAACCGGAAUACUACACUGAUGCUCCAGUUUACUACACCACAAACUACGCUACACCUAGCUACAACACCGAAGAAGCCGCCUAUUACACAACCACGUACGCUGCCCAGUUUACUACACCGAGGAACAUCAGUAUUACUCUGCUCAAAGCUACUACUAAACUAAGGCUUAUGAGAACUACACCAUCAAGGCUCUUGAGUAUUACACCGCUACUUACGCUGCUCCGACCACCGAAGUUCCAAAGUAUUCCUCUGCCCCGAGUUACUACACUACUAAGGCAUCGAUAUAUUACACCACAACCUACGCUUCAGCUGACUACAGGAGUACUUCUAAAUACUAGAGCUGAAUUUUAAUACUGUUAUUUGUGUUCCGAAGAUUUGUCGGUUAUUUUGUAAUAGUUACU
Molecule: messenger RNA, 1074 nt
Organism: Daphnia pulicaria
Lineage: Eukaryota; Metazoa; Arthropoda; Branchiopoda; Diplostraca; Daphniidae
Exons: 2
Coding region: 182-613 (143 amino acids)
Source: RefSeq, a predicted model, not a curated record